AUGCAAGCUGUUGGGCGAGAAAGCGAUGAGGAAGUGCCACCAGCAAUGUGCGACAUGGACGCGCCGUGUUCAGCCAAUGGCAAGUUUGACGUGGCAAACGGCAUUUUUCCUGAAUGCAUUGUUUGGUGCUGGAUUGCCGGCUGCACUCAGUGCACCGGAGGACUGGUUGGGCACAUGGGAAUCACCAACUCAAGGGGUGAGGUCUGGGAGUUGGUUGGCCUUGGUGCUGAAAGAAACCAUGGUCAGUUGGCCUUUGGCCCGAUUGUCCGCUACAUCCCUUUGAGCCCAAAACUCAUUGGAAGGGGAACCUGCGACGAGGGCAUCGAACGGGCCAUUUCCAAGUAUCGGAAUCAGAGUUGUAGCCCCUUGAACAACUGCCAUUGCUUCGUGGCAGCGUGCCUUUCAGAGAUGAAAUUCCUUGGCAUCCCUUGUUGGGGAGCUAUUUGGCCACUACUGGCAGUCAUGAUUUGGGUUUGUGGAAUCUUCCCACUGCGGUGGCAGAGUGCUGCGUGCCUACUCUCUACAGCAGUGGCGAUGGCCGCAGUCGUGUGUCUCUUCAUUUUCCUGAGAUAA
Durusdinium trenchii is the source of this 573-nucleotide messenger RNA. The record is from the annotation of a GenBank genome assembly. Lineage: Eukaryota; Dinophyceae; Suessiales; Symbiodiniaceae.